CCCAUACACUGAACAUGAAGCCACAACUAUGGGUUUAGAAGAAACAGAAGAAGAUAACACCCGACCCGUAUCCAUACCACAUGAGCUCAUAUCCGAAAUCCUCACACGACUGCCAGUCAAGUCACUGGCCCGUUUCCAAUCGGUUUCGACACAAUGGGACUCCACCAUAACCCACCCAUCAUUCUGCAUAUCACACUUGACCCACUCGGCCUCUCGUGCUUCCACCACCCUCAUUCUAACCUUCAUCAACCGGUUCACCUCCGAUCGAAACAUUUUUUCUGUUAGCAUUCCUCCAAACGGAAACGGGUCGGGUGUAAACCCGACCCGUGUCCUUACCAUCCCCGGGUUUGCCCAUCCGUUUGUCUCGCAAUCACUCAAUGGGUUGAUAUGUUUGAAUAUGGGAUCCAUGUGUGUUUGUAAUCCUUCCACUCGUAAAUUUGUUAAGCUUCCUUGGACGCAAACAGAGGUUGCUGACAAAAGGUGUCUGCAGCCUCAGGUUGCGCCCAUACGUCACCGGGCAAACGCAUUUGGGUUUGACCCGGUGACAAAUGCACAUAAAGUGCUGGAUACUUGGAUUACUUGUCAUGACAAUGAUGAAAAUGGAAUCAUUAUAGAGCAGAGGGUAUUUACUAUCGGGACGGGGUGUGACAAGUGGCGGAGGAUCGCAGAGGGCCCAUCAUAUUUCCCGUUCAAUGAAAGUGUAUGUAUAAAUGGCAAGAUCUACUUCAGGGCUUACCCAAGUAUGAUCGCUUCAGAAAAGCCUGUUAUGGUUGUUUUUGAUGUUCAUUCCGAAGAAUUUCAGUUCAUUCAAAUGAAUGAUGAUCUCAUUUCGGAUUCGGAAGACACUGUUUUGAUGGAACAUGAUGGGCAUUUAGCCAUUGUGGACCAUCAAGGCGUAACAAACGGUGAAGUAAACGCUAUCCAAAUGAGGGUACUAAUAGACGAGAAAGAUGGCAAAUGGGUUAAGAAGUGUGUCAAGAUUCCAGAAAAGCAUAGUGAGAUGAAGGAUCGUCAGAGAUUCAUAUUUACCGGGACUACGUUUACAGGAGAGAUGAUUUUUGCAGAGAGAAAGUUGGUUAAUCCUUUCCAUGUAUUCUUCUAUGACAUCAAGAAAAAUGAAGCUAAGAAGGUGAAGAUUUGCGGGCUGACAGAGUUCGACUUUAGUUACAGCAAUGUUCUCAUGAAUGUUACUAGUGUUAAUGAGCAUGUAGAAAGCAUCAAGUCUUUAACUUAGACCGUUUUUGCAGGGUCGAAAUCCUGUAGUUCAACUUUUAUUGCUAGACGUACAAUUUAAUAUAAGAUGGUCACGUUAGAAUGGUUCGGAAAUAAUAUCUCAAACGUGUCUAAUCUUUCUAUUA
This is a messenger RNA of Erigeron canadensis, 1358 nucleotides long. RefSeq names its product F-box protein At1g30790-like. NCBI's taxonomy places the organism in Eukaryota, Viridiplantae, Streptophyta, Magnoliopsida, Asterales, Asteraceae. Gene Ontology annotation, molecular function: protein binding. The transcript has a single exon. The record is from RefSeq and is a predicted model, not a curated record. The coding region runs from base 29 to 1234 and encodes 401 amino acids.